This is a messenger RNA of Biomphalaria glabrata, 3276 nucleotides long. RefSeq names its product ankyrin repeat domain-containing protein 50-like. The record is from RefSeq and is a predicted model, not a curated record. Bases 31 to 2733 code for a protein of 900 amino acids. NCBI's taxonomy places the organism in Eukaryota, Metazoa, Mollusca, Gastropoda, Planorbidae. The transcript has a single exon. Gene Ontology annotation, molecular function: protein binding.
CUAAUAACAAAAGCAGCUGUUGAUGAUACCAUGGCUGAAAUUAAAAACCAAUUUCAGAUCGAUGACGCCAUCUUUUUAAAAACAAUAGCUUCCGGUUGUUCUUCAGAGAUUCACAAACUUUUGAGACUGUGUGAUCUGAAAACUACACAUCUUUCUAACCACGCCCUCAACUGGGCAGUUUUUGAGGCCUGUAAUUUACGCCACGCCCAUUUGCUCCAGUUUCUUCUCAAAGAUGGCACCCGACUGGAACUAAGAGACAACAACGGAAACACUCCACUUAUGAUUUGUUCCGCGAAAGGUUUUUCGGACAUUGUGGUUAAGCUCUUGAGGCUGGGAGCUGACGUCAAUGCUAAAAAUAACAACGGGGAUACUGCUCUGAUGCUGGCUACGUCAAGGAAAGUAAUUCAGAGUUUACUACAAGACAGCCGUUUAAAUCUAGAUGAACGAAACUCGACUGGGAACACUGCUUUAAUGUCAGCCAUCGAAACAUCUCAUUUCCUGAAGGUUUAUUUGUUGAUCAAUGCUGGAGCUUGCCCAUACAGAAGAGUAGAGGAACUCUCACAGAGUGGUUUGUUUUCUUUGAAUGUUUCAGGCGCAAGUGCUUUCGAUGUGGCCGAAAAAAUGGGUCUGGAUUACCUGCUGGAGUUGCUGUAUAGUGCCAACUUGGUAAAGUCAAAUCCUUUGCAGUUGGCGGCUGUUGAAAAUGACUUUGAGUCCUGUAUCACGUUGCGGCAGAAUUGCUUAUGUGAUAAAAAUGAAACUCAAAAUAUUCGGCCUGACAUCCUUUGUUGUGUUUUAAAACAGAUACAGAAAAGGGACGCUGUUCUCUCAACUGAUAUUGAUUUAGUUCGCGAGCUGUGCAGACUGGGCAUGGAUGUCAAUAGGUGUCAGUGCUGUCGGAAGUCACGCAUGGAUGUCGUGCUUAACAUCGGAAGCUACGAACUGGCUGAAAUUCUUUGUGACCACGGCGCUAAGGUGACUCACGACGAUCUAGUGUCUGCUAUUGACGAACGUCUCGUCCAGAUGAUUCCACUUCUGAUAAACCACGGGGCACCGGUCAACAAAUAUGACCACCUGGGCCGAGUGUCUUACGAUUGUUCAGCCCUUGAUGUAGCAUUGGAGAACUCCUUAACGGGUACAGCCAGCCUCCUUUUUAACCACGGUGCCGCGUUCGACUCAGAGUACGCUAUCUCUCAAGCUCUAAAGAGCAACGACGCAAAGACGCUCAGCUUUCUCUUGAAUGAAUUUGCUGAAGUCACAAUGGACGUAGUUCAGAAUCCAGAAACUUUCGUAAGAGCUGUGACGUUAGGAAACGUUCAGGUCAUCCAAAUUCUGUUAGAUGCAGGGCUGGACAUUAACAGGGUCCACGACAAUAAGACUCCAUUAAUGAGCGCGGUCCACAUAGAGGUCAUCAACUUUUUAUUAAACAACGGGGCUGAUGUCAAUUUGAAAACAAACACAACACCUUUGAUCAACGCGGUCUCUUGGGGUUAUUUCUCAGAUUCAGCAUUUCACAAAAAAUUAUUUCCCAUGGAAAUGGAAAAACAAAUUGUGCUAGUUGUAGAUACAUUUCUAAAAAAAGGCGCUAGUUUGGAAGACACUGAUGAGCAUGGAUGCACGGCAUUGUUCGCAUCCGUUAAUAAAGGCCUUGACUUACUGGUGCUCAAAUAUUUGCUUGAUAUGGGAGCAGACGUAAAAAACAGAAGAAACAAAGAUGGACUAACUGCAUUGCACCUUGCAGCAGCAGACAGCAAAUAUUUUUGCGCAAAGACUCUGUUGGAAUACGGUGCAGAUGUUAACCUGAAAUGUAAUGCUGGCUGCUCUCCCUUACAUUACGCUGUGGGAAACACGCCUCUUGUGACAUUGUUUCUGGAGUAUCAAGCGAAUGUGAACGCCACGGAUGACAAUGGGAACACACCGCUAUUAAUUGCAGUGAAGCGUUUUGGGGGCCCUGAAGAUAUCAUCAAACUUUUGAUAGCAUCUGGCUCCGAUGUCAACCACAAAAACCAUUCUGGCAUGUCCGCUCUAUUGCUGGCCGCAGAGAAACUAAACACAUCCAUCAUGGCAUUUUUACUUGAUGUGAAAGCUGAGUUCAAUCAAGAUGACCUGCCACAAAAGUUGACGCUGUCUAGAGUACUCGAUACCUGGUUCCCCAGUGAACAAGUAAAACAAACAGCAAUGAUACUGAUAGACCACGGAACUAGUGCAGACUUAGUCAAUCAAGUCAUCAUUCAUCGGCUCAUCGCUAUUGGUAAUGAUGGAAUUCUGAUCCAAAAAUUAAUGAAGUCCGGAGUUUGUCCAACAGACAUUGUUCUAAAGAGAACUUUCCCUGGUUGGCCUGAGACUUCAGUAUCACCACUAGCCGUUUCUUUAAUUCUAGACAGAGUUGACUUCGCUUGUUAUUUUAUCGAGAAUUGGUACUUGACGAGGUCAGACGUCAAACUCUUAUCUAGAAAUAUAGCCAUCUUGAGUUACUUGGAACAAUGCAAAUGUAAUGCACUUCCGUAUCUAGAGAAAGUUUCCCGCCAGCCAAUGAGGUUGGAGCUUUUAUGUUUCAUUGCCGUCUCGUCUGCUUUAGGCUCAGACCGAGACAGACGACAAAGGGUACAUAACUCUAAACUUCCAGCCGUAGUACAGAACCAGCUCUUGUACUCCAAACUAGAGCAUAAGGUCCUAGAACCAGUGUCUGAACUGUAUGACCCCUUUUAUAUGCUGAAAUGUCUUUAUAAAUAAAAUCGGUAAUAAAUAGCCCCCGACUUCUCCGAGCUUUUGAAAAAGAUUCUAGACAUUUAAUAUCUCAAUGAAUACAGUUCUAAAUAGUGACAUUUAUGCAACAAAUCGCAGCGGGCAAUCGAAUGUUUUCUAAAUACAAGUAAAAACCUCUUAGGAUGCUUCCAUAUUACUGAACUAUAUCUUUUGUUGAAACUUAUACAUUGCAGCUUACGUUACAGUCAAAACCCGAAGUGUAGUCAGAUCGCGAAUUGGCCGACCAUUUUGUGAAAUGGCCAAGUUGUGUGGUCAAUACCCAACGUACUUAAAAGUAAAAGUGCGAAUCUAACCUACCUCUUGGCGAAAUGUUGGCCUAUUUCAUGGCCUUUACCCGAAGUGCUCCUGCAUGACUGUCUGUUCAGCUGUGCAACUGUAGAUUCUUGUGUAAUAUCGCUUCAUUUCGCUCUGAAAAUAUUUUUUUUAUUAGGGUUAGGGUUAGGGUUAGACUUGUUUUGUUCCAGAAGUUUUAUAAUACAGCGAUUGUAUUGACACACCACACAUGUUCAA